UCAGCCCCUGUCGAGGCUUUUACCGCAGCCUGAGCUCAUCAUGAAGGCCAUUGAUGAGCCUCCCUAUCUCACAGUGGGCACUGAUGUGAGUGCGAAGUACAGAGGAGCCUUCUGUGAAGCCAAGAUCAAGACGGCAAAAAGACUUGUCAAAGUCAAGGUAACUUUCAGACAUGAUUCUUCAACAGUGGAAGUGCAGGAUGACCACAUAAAGGGUCCCUUAAAGGUAGGAACUGUUGUGGAAGUGAAGAAUCCAGAUGGAACAUACCAGGAAGCAGUUAUCAACAAGUUAACAGAUGCAAGUUGGUACACUGUAGUGUUUGAUGAUGGUGAUGAGAAGACUCUGAGACGCUCGUCCCUGUGUUUAAAAGGAGAAAGACAUUUUGCUGAAAGUGAGACAUUAGAUCAGCUUCCACUCACAAAUCCCGAACACUUUGGGACUCCUGUUAUAGGAAAGAAAACAAACAGAGGAAGGAGAUCCAACCAUAUUCCUGAGGAAGAAUCUUCAUCCUCUUCCAGCGAUGAAGAUGAAGAUGACAGGAAACAAAGUGACGAGUUAUUAGGAAAAGUGGUGUGUGUGGACUGCUUCAGUGUGGAUAAAAAGAAAGCUCUGUGGUUUCCAGCCUUGGUGGUUUGUCCAGACUGUAGUGAUGAUAUUGCAGUGAAAAAAGACAAUAUUCUCGUUCGCUCUUUCAAGGAUGGCAAAUUUGUUUCUGUGCCAAGAAAAGAUGUUCGAGAGAUCAGUGAAACUUCACCAAAGCCUGACGGUACUCUAAAACAAGCUUUUGACCAAGCCCUCGAAUUCCGUAAAAGCAGAACUGUUCCUAGUAACUGGAAAACAGAAUUGAAAGAAGACAGCUCCAGCAGUGAGGCUGAAGAAGAGGAAGAGGAUGAAAAAGGAAAAGAGGAUAACAGCAGUGAGGAAGAGGAAGAAAUAGAGCCAUUUCCCGAAGAACGAGAGAACUUUCUUCAGCAAUUAUACAAGUUCAUGGAAGACAGAGGGACACCUAUUAACAAACGACCUGUAUUAGGAUAUAGAAAUUUGAAUCUCUUCAAAUUAUUCAGACUUGUACACAAGCUUGGAGGAUUUGAUAAUAUUGAAAGUGGAGCAGUGUGGAAGCAAGUUUAUCAAGAUCUUGGAAUCCCUGUAUUGAAUUCAGCUGCAGGAUAUAAUGUUAAAUGUGCAUACAAAAAAUAUCUCUAUGGUUUUGAAGAGUAUUGUACAUCAGCUAACAUUGAAUUUCAAAUGGCAUUGCCAGAGAAGGUGACAAGCAAGCCUUGUAAAGACUGUGAAAAAGAAAAAGAACUGAAGAUGCGUGAAGAACCAGAGCAGGUUGUAAAAGAAAUAAAAGUGUUAGAUAAGGAGGAGCGCAAGCAGGAGGAAGUAGCAGUAGUACAACAAGAAGAAAAAAAGUUAGCUGAGAAUGAUAAUGAAAGUAAAGAAAAUGAUAAGCCCUCUGUUCUGGGAAACAAAAAAAAUUUGACAGAUUCUGCAUAUACUCAGCCGGAUCAAGAAAAGGACUUAACUGUAAUGAAAACUGAAGAUGAAACCAAGCUAGAAGAUAAAGAGGAGGAGAAGAUUAAAGAAAUGGAAAAUCCUACCGUAAAUGCAGAUGCUGAAGAAAAAGAAAAAUCAGG
Mesitornis unicolor (brown roatelo) is the source of this 1635-nucleotide messenger RNA. Its product is annotated as AT-rich interactive domain-containing protein 4B-like. Gene Ontology annotation, biological process: regulation of transcription by RNA polymerase II. The record is from RefSeq and is a predicted model, not a curated record. Gene Ontology annotation, molecular function: transcription cis-regulatory region binding. The transcript has 15 exons. Gene Ontology annotation, cellular component: nucleus. The annotation marks the transcript as partial. Lineage: Eukaryota; Metazoa; Chordata; Aves; Mesitornithiformes; Mesitornithidae.